This is a messenger RNA of Lodderomyces margitis, 606 nucleotides long. It is a transcript of the gene PST1, whose product is annotated as Pst1p. The transcript has a single exon. Lineage: Eukaryota; Fungi; Ascomycota; Pichiomycetes; Serinales; Debaryomycetaceae. The coding region runs from base 1 to 606 and encodes 201 amino acids. Gene Ontology annotation, molecular function: NAD(P)H dehydrogenase (quinone) activity; FMN binding. The record is from RefSeq and is a predicted model, not a curated record.
AUGUCCAAACCUAGAGUAGCAAUUAUCAUAUAUUCAUUAUAUCACCAUGUUUAUACAUUAGCCGAAUCCGCUAAAGCUGGAGUAGAGUCCGCAGGUGCAACAGCUGACUUGUUUCAAGUUAAAGAGACGUUAUCGCCCGAGAUUUUGAAGUUGGUUCAUGCCAAGCCCAAGCUAGACUUACCUGUUGCUGAUAAUAACACAUUGACUGAGUACGAUGCCUACUUGCUUGGUAUACCAACUAGGUUUGGUAAUAUGCCGGCACAAUGGAAGCUGUUUUGGGAUGGUACAGGUGGAUUAUGGGCAUCAGGUGCAUUGAGAGGAAAGCAUGCCGGUGUGUUCGUAAGCACUGGAACACCAGGUGGAGGACAAGAGACGACAGUCAUCAACAGCUUAAGCACUUUGGCACAUCAUGGAAUUAUUUAUGUUCCAUUCGGUUAUGGAUUCAAGGGCCAAUCAAACAUGGAGGAGGUCCAUGGAGGUUCUCCUUGGGGAGCUGGAACUUUUGCUGGUGGUGAUGGACUGAGACAAGUUACUCAGUUGGAAAAAGAUUUCUCUAAACAGCAAGGUCACGAUUUUGUCAACAUGAUCACCAAAUGGAAACAAUAG